This is a messenger RNA of Mycena indigotica, 1092 nucleotides long. RefSeq names its product PKS-ER domain-containing protein. Gene Ontology annotation, molecular function: oxidoreductase activity, acting on NAD(P)H. The transcript has 4 exons. The record is from RefSeq and is a predicted model, not a curated record. The coding region runs from base 1 to 1092 and encodes 363 amino acids. Lineage: Eukaryota; Fungi; Basidiomycota; Agaricomycetes; Agaricales; Mycenaceae.
AUGACAACCCAUUUCGCUAUAGCCGCCACCGCUAAAGGGCAAUUCGACGCCGUCCAGGUCAAGACUGAGACAACGCCUGGCGAUGGAAAAGUGCUCAUCGAAGUUGCAUACGCUUCUAUGGUGGCUUUCGACACCUAUAUCACCGAUUUGGGGCUGGGUGUUGUGGAAUAUCCCGUCGUUCUGGGGCUCAAUGUCUCUGGGACAGUGAAGGAAGCUGGUGGGGCUUCCCAUUUAAGUAUUGGAGACCGCGUUAUUGGUUUCAGCAUCUAUGGAGGAGGCAAGAAGGACGCGUUACAGGGAACUAUCCAAGAAUACAUCGUCCUUCCGGCGUACUUGAUUCCUGAUACUCUUUCCCUUGAGUCCGCCGCAACCAUACCGGACAAUUUUAUCACCUCCUUCUUCUCCCUCUUCGACCACCUCUCCCUCUCCAUUCCCCAGAGCUUUCCCGCACCAAGUGUACCAGCAAAUCAUGACGUAUCCAUCUUAAUAUAUGGCGCUGGCACUACUACAGGUCAAUACGCACUCCAGUUACUUCGUCUCGCAGGCUACACAAAUGUGCUCGCAACAGCCUCUCAGCGCCAUCACGAUUUCUUGCGCUCCCUAGGUGCAAAGCACGUCUUUGAUUAUCGCAGCGCCAACUUGACAUCCGAGAUUCGCGCCGUUUUGGGUCCUGAUUCCACGGGCGUGGAGCUGGCUCUGGACGGAGUGACCGCAGAGGACACAUUGGCCAGGAUUGGUCAAGUGCUUAGCCCGCGAGGGACCGUUGCUCUACUUCUGCCCAUCAAGGUCGGGGACGCUGUUGCAGUGGGAGAUGCUGGGAUGCGUUGGGAGAUACCUCCCCAGAGCAAUCCAUUCACGGCCGAGACAAACAUGUCCUAUGUUCGCACGUUCCAUUAUGACGAGAACGAGUAUCUAAAGCAACAUCUUAUGCCAGAAAUUCUUCCCCAACUAUUAGCGGCGGACCUGAUUCAGCCCAAUCGUGUCCGUCUGCUCGACCAGGGAACACUCAAACAACGCGUCGAGAUUGGCCUGAACCUGUUGCGAAAUAACAAGGUCAGUGGGGAGAAGGUCAUAGUCAAAGUGUCUGAGUAG